CAAAAAGCCAAAAAAAUACAAAAAUGACGAUAUUUAAGCUACUAAACUCACCGCUUUAUGUAUCCAAAGCAUCGAACAUACUUAAAAAUGGGUUUAAUAGUAAUUCGAGGUCUAUGUCUAACUACAGCAAAUUUUCCGAACACAAAAAGCUAAAUCUCAUAAGAAACAUCGGAAUUUCCGCCCAUAUUGACUCAGGGAAAACCACAUUAACAGAAAGAAUCCUUUUUUACACAGGUCGUAUCGAGUCUAUGCACGAAGUUAAAGGUAAAGACAAUGUAGGCGCUACAAUGGACUCCAUGGAACUGGAACGUCAAAGAGGCAUCACCAUACAAUCCGCGGCCACGUACACAAUGUGGAAAGAUCACAACAUCAACAUAAUCGACACACCAGGUCAUGUUGAUUUCACAGUUGAAGUUGAGAGAGCUUUAAGAGUGCUAGAUGGGGCUGUUUUAGUGUUGUGUGCUGUGGGUGGAGUGCAGAGUCAGUCAUUGACUGUCAACAGGCAGAUGAAGAGGUAUAAUGUGCCCUGUUUGGCUUUUAUAAAUAAACUUGAUAGGAUGGGGGCCAAUCCACAAAGGGUAUUGUCGCAAAUGAGAUCCAAAAUGAACCACAAUGCGGCUUUUAUACAGCUCCCCAUAGGAGUGGAAAGCAACUGUAAGGGUAUCAUAGACCUCGUCACGCAAAAAGCCGUAAUCUUUGAGGGUAGCUUUGGGGAAGAAUUAAGGUACGACGAAAUCCCGAAGGAAAUGAGAACGGAAUCGGACGAAAAAAGGCACGAAUUAAUCGAGCAUUUAUCUAACGCCGACGAAAAGUUGGGUGAAUUAUAUUUGGAGGAAAAACCUAUAAACGAAGAAGACAUUAAGGCUGCCAUUAGAAGGACCUGUUUGAAGAGAUCUUUUACGCCCGUUUUGGUGGGUACAGCGUUAAAAAAUAAGGGGGUGCAACCUUUGUUGGACGCCGUUCUCGAUUAUCUACCCAACCCAGGUGAAGUGGAGAAUUUUGCGUUGAGAGAAAAAGACGGGGAAGAACCCGAAAAGGUUUCAUUGAAUCCCGCAAGAAGUCCGGAUAAUUCUUUCGUAGCUUUGGCGUUUAAAUUGGAGGCUGGAAAAUUCGGGCAGCUAACAUACAUGAGGUGUUAUCAGGGUAUGUUGCAGAAAGGCGACACAAUCUACAAUCAAAGGACGCAGAGGAAAGUUAGGAUCGCUAGGUUGGUACGCCUGCAUUCCAACAACAUGGAGGAUGUGAACGAGGUUUAUGCCGGCGAUAUUUUUGCGUUGUUUGGUGUCGAUUGCGCCAGUGGUGACACCUUUGUAACGGACCCGAAGUCAGAUUUGUCGUUGGAAUCCAUUUUCGUCCCCGACCCGGUCGUAUCCAUGGCUAUAAACCCCGCGAAUUCCAAGGAUAGAGAUAAUUUUUCGAAAGCCAUCGCCAGGUUUACGAAAGAGGAUCCAACUUUUCACUUUUUCUUCGAUAAUGACAACAAAGAAACCAUCGUGUCAGGUAUGGGCGAGUUACAUCUGGAAAUCUACGCGCAGAGGAUGGAGCGCGAGUACAACUGCCCGGUGAGCCUGGGAAAGCCCAAGGUGGCCUUCAGGGAAACCCUGGUCUCGCCCUGCGAGUUCGACUACCUGCACAAAAAGCAGUCCGGCGGUCAAGGUCAGUACGCCCGCGUCACCGGCAUCCUGGAACCGCUACCGCCCUCCAAAAACACCGUGUUGGAGUUCGUGGACGAGACGGUGGGCACCAACGUGCCGAAGCAAUACAUCCCCGGCAUCCGCAAGGGCUAUCUGGCGAUGGCGGAAAAGGGCCUUUUGGCCGGUCAAAAGUUGUCCGGUUUGAAGUUCCGGCUGACCGAUGGUGGGCACCACAUUGUCGAUUCCAGCGAGCUUGCCUUCUUCCUUGCUGCCCAAGGCGCCAUCAAAGACGUUUUUGAGAAAGGUGUGUGGCAAAUUUUGGAACCCAUAAUGUCGGUGGAGGUGACCGCACCAGAUGAGUUUCAGGGAUCAGUUAUUGCCCAACUAAACAAAAGGCACGGCAUCGUAACCGGCAGUGAAGGUACUGAAGGUUGGUUUACCGUGUACGCCGAAGUGCCCCUUAAUGAAAUGUUCGGGUAUGCUGGCGAGUUAAGGUCCAGCACGCAAGGAAAAGGUGAAUUCACUAUGGAAUACAGCCGGUAUAUCCCAUGUUUGCCGGAAGUACAAGACAAGUUAAUCCAAGAAUACCAAAAACAAAUGGGAGUGUUACCAGAAAAAGACAAAAAGAAGAGGAAAAAUUAACUUAUAUAUUAUAUAGGUGAAAAUUUGUAAAAUAAGCUUUAAAUUUUAAUUUAUGUAUGUUAUAAUUAUUGUGAUUGAAUUAAUUGCAGAAUUUUUAUUACCUCUCUGUAAAUAUUCCUCAUAUUUUGUUGUGUAAUUUAAUUUGUUACCUGAACAAGAAAUAAAACGUUUUAUAAAGU
This is a messenger RNA of Brassicogethes aeneus, 2455 nucleotides long. The record is from the annotation of a GenBank genome assembly. Lineage: Eukaryota; Metazoa; Arthropoda; Insecta; Coleoptera; Nitidulidae.